AUGGAAGCGAAUAUAACCAGUAAUUCUAUAAAGAAAAGAUCUAAAAACGAUGUUUUUAUUGUUAGUCAUAUAAAUGAAGUACCUUCAACAUCUGAUCAACAAGAAUUUUGCGGCUUAGCUCAACAACAACAAACAUCAAUAAAGGAAAUUCCAAAGAAAAGGACGGUUCCGGCGAAACGUAAAAAGAUCACCGCCACUAACCAAAUGAUGGAAUCCGAUGAAGGAUGUGACUUUAAAGAGAUUAAAGAAGAAGAAAACGAGUCAACAAAUUUGGGCAUACACAAACUUAAGUCCACUGCGCAUGCUAAAAAUUCUACAGUUCCUAAACUCAAAAAUGCAUGGCGAUCGGAGGAAGACAAAAUCUUGGUUGAUAAAAUUUUAGAAGAUAUGCCAAGUCCUUCUUGGUCAAAAAUUUCUCAUUGUUUAAAAGAUAGAAAUCCUAACGCUUGUUUGGUUCGUUGGAAAACAUUAAAGAAAAGAUUAUAUCAAAGCAGUCAAUAA
Molecule: messenger RNA, 501 nt
Organism: Funneliformis geosporum
Lineage: Eukaryota; Fungi; Glomeromycota; Glomeromycetes; Glomerales; Glomeraceae
Source: the annotation of a GenBank genome assembly